Molecule: messenger RNA, 285 nt
Organism: Xiphophorus maculatus (southern platyfish)
Lineage: Eukaryota; Metazoa; Chordata; Actinopteri; Cyprinodontiformes; Poeciliidae
Product: O-acetyl-ADP-ribose deacetylase 1-like
Exons: 3
Coding region: 1-285 (94 amino acids)
Biological process (GO): peptidyl-glutamate ADP-deribosylation
Source: RefSeq, a predicted model, not a curated record
AUGUCACCGGAGAUUUGUUUCAUCUACUAUCUGAUCACAAAGAAAAAAGCCAGCCAGAAACCCACGUAUGUCAACCUAAGACAGAGUCUGGAAGACAUGAAAUCUCACUGCUUAGAAAAUGGUGUCAAUAGGAUAUCAAUACCUCGAAUUGGCUGUGGCCUGGACCAGCUGCUGUGGUCAAAGGUGUCAAAGAUCCUGGAACAGAUCUUUAAAGAGACAAAUAUCUCCAUCACAGUGUACAGCCUGCCCUGUGUUGGGUCAAAGCUUCAAAUGCAUGCCGUGUAG